Molecule: messenger RNA, 951 nt
Organism: Suillus fuscotomentosus
Lineage: Eukaryota; Fungi; Basidiomycota; Agaricomycetes; Boletales; Suillaceae
Product: scavenger mRNA decapping enzyme
Exons: 7
Coding region: 1-951 (316 amino acids)
Biological process (GO): deadenylation-dependent decapping of nuclear-transcribed mRNA
Cellular component (GO): P-body; nucleus
Molecular function (GO): RNA 7-methylguanosine cap binding; hydrolase activity
Source: RefSeq, a predicted model, not a curated record
AUGACUGGUGAUAUAGCAAGUAUUCAAGUUAACCUCAAAGAAUUCGUGUUUGAUCGCGUUCUGGAUGAAAACGCGCUCGCACAUACGUUAGCCGUCCUGGGCACACUACCCUCACCAUCGGCACCCUCUGUACCUCUUCGUGCCGUCCUUCGCUUCGAGCGCACGUCCCUGUCAUCUACUGUCGCUGCCCAGCUCUCAUCUGGCAUUCUUGAGUCUACCAAGAAAAUCGGAAGCACUGACAUUUACUCGUGGUUCUUUGCAUGGCUUCACAAGCGCGAUGACUCCCCUGACGUGAAGAUCUAUGUCAUCUGCCCCGCUACUGACGUCCACGUCCGCAAGUAUACAAAGCAGGACGUUCUCAUGGUGCACGAGACCCCCGCCCUCUACCAGUCUAUUGUCAAAUCAUACAUUCUCGCCUUCGACCCCGCACGCACACAAUGGGUCCAGGACAUCCUCGUAGGUACCGCUGAAGCAUCCAAUAUCCUAAAUGCCUCUUCGGACUUUCUCAUUCUUCCCGACAUGAAGUGGGACACAACCAAUGUCUCCGACCUCUACCUCCUCGCAAUUUAUACACACUCUGACGUACACUGCAUGCGCGAUCUCCGCAAAAAGCCGCACUUGGAAAUGCUCAAGAACCUUCGAAGAGAUGCUUGGAGAGUUGUGCAGAAUAAGUGGGGUAUCGGCCGUGGUGGCGUCAGGAUGUACAUCCAUUAUCAGCCGAGUUAUUACCACUUUCACGUGCACAUUGUCCACACUGGUCAUGUCGGGCUGCACGGUAUGACAGUGGGGCAAGCUCACUUACUAGAUGAUGUAAUUGCGUUGCUCGAACUAGACCCUGACGAUGGCUCUUCCGUUCUUGGGCGCAUGACAUUCACUUACGGACUCGGCACAGAACAUGGGUUGUAUAAAGCCAUGGCUGCAGCACUUGCAGAGGUGCAUGAUACGGAUUAG